AAUGGGAGGCCGUCCUGGCCAGGGGGCGGGGCCUGAGGAGUUGGGCCGCUGAGGCAGUUGGAGGAGUGUGUAGGUUCUGCCGCCGGGCUGCUGCGGAGCCCCUGCCGCCGGUCUGUCCCGGUCUCCGCGUCCCGCGUGCUGCAGGCUGCCCGCUGAGCUGCGGCGAGGCCUGACGGACGCGCCUGCCGGCACGCCGGGCUCGACGCUUCCCUUCGCCUGCACUUCUUCCUGCCUCAGCGCGGUGCCGGCUGGGCAGGCGGGAUGGCGGCCGCGGCCCGGGGGAGCGGCCGGGCCCCGACGCGACGGCUGCUCGUGCUCUUGCUGCUUCCGUUGCUCUGGGCCCCGGUCGGGGUCCGCGCCGGCCCCGAGGAAGACCUGAGCCACCGGAACCAGGAGCCACCGGCGCCCGUCCAGCAGCUGCAGCCGCAGCCCGCGGCAGUGCAGGGCCUCGAGCCGGCCCGGGCCGAGAAAGGAUUGACACCAGCAGCCCCAGUUCAUACCAACAGAGAAGAUACAGCUGCCCAAACGAAUCUGGGAUUUAUCCAUGCGUUUGUUGCUGCCAUAUCAGUUAUCAUAGUGUCCGAACUCGGUGACAAGACGUUUUUCAUAGCUGCUAUCAUGGCGAUGCGCUAUAACCGGCUGACUGUGCUGGCUGGUGCCAUGCUUGCUUUGGCCCUGAUGACAUGCUUGUCGGUUUUGUUUGGCUAUGCCACAACAGUCAUCCCCAGGGUGUAUACAUACUAUGUUUCAACUGCACUCUUUGCCAUCUUUGGCAUUAGAAUGCUUCGGGAAGGUUUGAAGAUGAGCCCAGAUGAGGGUCAGGAGGAGCUGGAAGAAGUGCAAGCAGAGUUAAAGAAGAAAGAUGAAGAAUUCCAACGAACCAAACUCUUAAAUGGGCCAGAUGUUGAAACUGGUACAAGCACAGCAAUACCUCAGAAAAAGUGGUUACAUUUUAUUUCACCCAUUUUCGUUCAAGCUCUCACAUUAACAUUCUUGGCAGAAUGGGGCGAUCGCUCUCAGCUCACUACCAUUGUUCUGGCAGCUAGAGAGGAUCCCUAUGGUGUAGCCGUGGGUGGCACCGUGGGACACUGCUUAUGUACUGGAUUGGCAGUAAUUGGAGGAAGGAUGAUAGCACAAAAAAUCUCUGUCAGAACUGUGACAAUCAUCGGAGGUAUCGUGUUUUUGGCGUUUGCAUUUUCUGCUCUGUUUAUAAGUCCAGAGUCUGGUUUUUAAAAAGCUAUUCAUCUGUAUUCAGCUUAAGAUAUGCAACUCUUUUUCUGUACAUAGUGUACAUUACAACUAAAAGUAAUGGAAAAUACUGUAUUUUGUAGCAUUAAUUUGUAAGUUUGACCCAUUUAAUUAUUAUGCCCAAAAGAUAAAAUCAUUGAUUUUAUUUGUAAAAAUUUUUUAAAAUAAGUUUGACUAGUAAGUGUGGCUUCCCUCUAGCCUAAUUAUGUUGACACCACUUCUGCUUGACAUACAUGUCCACUGAAGUGAGGCUGACCAUUGAGUUUUCAUAUAGCAUGACUACUUUAUAAACACAUUUUCUCCUUGGUCACUGGAGUGUUUAAUGUAUACCUUAAGCAUUUUCUUGGGGAAAAAGAAUGAAUUAUUUCUACUUUUAAAAACAUAUUCCUGAGCCAGUACAGUAAUCAGUAGUUUUAUCUUGUCUUUGGGAAUUAAGAUUAAACAGAGGAAUGAGUGUUACUGCUGUAUCAGUAACAAAUGAUAAGAGUUGCUGGCUAGAUCCGUUUUUCCUCUUAUUUUUUUUAAUUGGGUAGGAUACCCAAUAUAAAAAUAGUCAAUAUUUGACAACAUGGACUUACCAAAUUAAAAGAGAAUACUAUGAAUGUAUUCAUAUUUUUCUAUAUUGAAUAAGCAAUGUAACAAACAAUGUAAAUAAAAGUGGUAUAACUAGUA
Molecule: messenger RNA, 1920 nt
Organism: Arvicanthis niloticus (Nile rat)
Lineage: Eukaryota; Metazoa; Chordata; Mammalia; Rodentia; Muridae
Gene: Tmem165
Product: transmembrane protein 165
Biological process (GO): Golgi calcium ion homeostasis; Golgi calcium ion transport; manganese ion transmembrane transport
Cellular component (GO): Golgi apparatus
Molecular function (GO): manganese ion transmembrane transporter activity; calcium ion transmembrane transporter activity
Source: RefSeq, a predicted model, not a curated record